Messenger RNA from Lytechinus pictus (painted urchin), 4173 nucleotides. RefSeq lists its product as uncharacterized. The coding region runs from base 21 to 1850 and encodes 609 amino acids. The transcript is spliced from 14 exons. Lineage: Eukaryota; Metazoa; Echinodermata; Echinoidea; Temnopleuroida; Toxopneustidae. The record is from RefSeq and is a predicted model, not a curated record.
UACAAGACAGGCCCUUAACAAUGGAUGUUGUCAUGAUUUUCUCUAAGCUAUGGACUUGCCUUGGUAUCUGUUUAGUGAGAAGUAUGAGUAGCAGUAUGGCAGCUACAACAAAGCCCCUUGUUGGCCAGCGUCACAUGCAGCCAUCCACCUUUGCCCUUGAUGGACGCCCAACCUCCAGUGAAUCAUUUGGUACAAUUCGGAGGAAGUUUCUCACGGCUCCUGUCCCAGAGCCGCCAUGUGAUGCUGAUGAUCAAGAUGAAUUCUACAGGCCUCCAAAGGUCAGUAGUGCAAAGGGAAAGAAGAAGAAGAAAAAAGUCAAGAAAGAAUCAUUUGAUCUGGACAUUGACGAGAGGGAGAAAGAGAGACUUAAAGAAUUAAAGGAGUGGUUGGAUACAGAUGCUGAUAAAAGUGGGAUACACCAUGAGUUGAAGAUAGCCAUGUUGAAACACAUGAGGGUUUUGGAUGAUCUCGAGAAGCUUAAAGCUCAUUACUAUCUUGAGUACAUGGAUGCACUUACAGACAAGGUGGAGGAGCAGCGAAAAGAUAUUCAGAGGAAGAGUGAGCUCAACAGAAAACGAAGGCUGAAGAAAGAGAAAAAGGAGCGAGAAGCAGCUCAGAAGGCUAAAGUCCAGAUGCAUCAUCCUGAGGUCUCUACAGAUAAUACCUUCUUGAAAGGCUUAUCAAAAACUAAGUUCCAUAAUAUUGUGAUCUUACAAGACCAUCUUGCGAGGGAAGGGCGCCUGAGGACAGACGAGCAUGUGAGGGCGUACUGGGAGCACAUGAGCAAAAAGGAGAACUACCGGAAGAUCUUUGGCGAGGAAGGAACGGAACACCAGGAUGGUGUGGGGACCAGUAUUGGGACCAAGCCUACAAAGACAGAAGUGGAGAUGGUGGUGCCUGGUAGCGAUGCCCUCAGCCAAGGCUCAGGAUCUGACUCCAUCCCUGAGAGCGUCUCCCUGGCCUCCAUGCGUCAGCUGGAUCCCCACCAUCCGGCCUACCUGGACCAGAUCCAAGAGGUCAAGGAGCCCUCCAGGCCUAACUCCAUGGGAGGACCUUACCUCCAGUCCUGGAUCCAACAGCCCAAGACCAAGAAGAAAGCUGUACAAGCUGUCAUGACUAAGAAGCCUGUUCAUCCGAAGGUCCUGGAAAUGGAACAAAAAUGUCCUAGGGUUGAAUUCCCUAAAUUGGCAGCUUUCACCCUUGACCUUGAGCCUCCGAAGGAAGAUCCUGAAGUGGAGCUGAUGCGGGAGGAAUUCCGGACGAGGGCUCGCCUACGCAACGCUGAAAUCGGUCGACUUCGUAAGAUGUACCAGUCUUCCCUCACAAACAAUGCAGCUACACAGAGAAUAUUUGAUAUGAAAGAUGAAUUCAGCAGAGUGUUGAAUGGACCAUCUCUAGGUGAUGUGCUGUAUGCCCAGGACCCAUCUGAGCAGCUUUCCCAUAUCGCAAGGCGGAUGGCUAAUGAGGGAGCCGAGGAGGAGGAGGACAGAGUGGAAAGACUAGCCCUGCUUCCUCCCAACUCCUCAUCUCCCAGUCAAGGACCAAGCCGUAGCCGCAGCAACCCUGGACAACCCAGCCCUGGUUUUGCUAUCGAGAGGAUAUCUGAGGAAGGAGAUUUAGAAGAAGAGGAGGGGAAAUUCAUCAUCUAUUCCAGCAGGUCGUCGAGCAGACGAAGUUCCUUGACGUCUACGGAAUCAGAGAGGAGGAGGAACAUGCCUGUCACUCCUGAACCGCCCCAGCCGCUCCCUCUGACGUUAGAUGCAGUCAUGGACCACACUGACACCAAGGUUGUCAAGUGCCCAAGCACACUGUGGAUCAAUUACGGCAAGUUUCUUCCUCCAGUAAAAUGAUAAUUGGAAGGAUCCAGAAGGCCGGAGGAGAAAGAGUUAUUAUCGUUAUGGUUGUUACACGUGCUGACACUAUACACUGCUGAAAGAUGCUCAUAUUGCGUGUGUCUUUCUUACUCGAACAUGAUGGUCGAUUGUCCAAGUACAACAUGGAUCACUUGUGUCAAGUUUCUUCCCAUAGUUAAAUGGCGUUUGGAAGGAUCGAAAGAGAGAGAAAGUAACCUGAGGGCAUUUCAUCAACAUUUUGUAUCUGAAAGUUUGUCAGAUCUGUCAACUUUCCUUGAUCAUGAUUGGCUGAGAAGCAUUGUUACUAAGAUAACUAUCUGAUAAAACAGUCUUGUCGGAUGAAAUUUCUGAGAAAUCUUUCGUGAAACGCUCCCUGAGAUCAUUCUUUUUAAUAUAAUUUCCGGCCUCAUACUGUGCCAGAAGGAUUUGGAAAUGGCCAGUAGAAACCAAACAGCCUGCCCCUCCAGCUUAUUUGUCAUUUCAGAUGCUUAACAUUUUUAGUCAUGGUUAAAUAAUACUUUCUGGUUAAACAAGCACUAUUGGCAAAUUUUGUAUUUGAUCAUCAUGCUAUUGAUCCCUAAAACUGAGAAAAUAUGGAAAUCCAAAUAGGAGUCUUGAUUGUCUUUAAGCACAUUUCCAUUGAAUUUGCUCCCAGGGGGGGGGGGGGGACCACUUACGUUGACGAGUGGAUACCAUGCGCGACCAAAAAAACACGUAAAAAGGAUGUCUUUUUCAAGAUAGGGCACGUUACGUAUGUAACGUGAUAAGGGUGUCAAAAACACAAAAAUAAUGAAAAAAGGGUAUCUAUUUCGCUAGGAAAGCUACGUGUUUAGGGUCAGCGGGGAUGAUAAAACAAAAUUAAAAUGUUUUAUAAAGGAUGUCCUUUUUGCCCCAAACAUUACGAGUCCGAUUUGCGCCAUGUGUAAAGGUAAAACCGACGGAUCCGUGACAUAUAACAAUAAAAUAUCGCUGUACUUGUUUAGGGGUUCAUUUCAGGGACUACUUGCCAAGAGUAUCGUUUUGUUUCCAAUACUUGUUAAGGGUAGGGUUUCACACACCAAUACUUGUUAAGGGGUGUAUUUUCAGAAUAUGGAAAAUACGUGUUUAGGGUGUUUUCGAGACCCCAUGGUCGCGCAUGGUGUCCACUCGUCAAUAGAAGUGGCCCCCCCGGGAUUUGUUGAUGUUUAAAGUUCACCUCAUUGACAUUGAAAAGCAGAUUAUGUAGCGGUCUCGUUCUGUUUAUUAGAAAUUGUUCAUAGAUAAAAAACAAACGAAGAAACAGACAAACUUGAGGGUUCACAGUUGAGCAUUUUAUUUACCAACAUUUUGCAGAAUAUUGUAUACUUUUACAUACAAUGGAACAUAUAUAUCACAUUCUCACAUCUUUUUGUUGACUGUGCAAGGAAUGUGAUGUGAGAUGACCUAUUUUAUUGCUACUUUGGUGGAAUUCGUUUCCUUGGUACACUAAAACAGCACUCUCAAAUUGUGCUUUACUUUUGAAUGUGCUACAAAUUAUAUUGAUUAUAUAAAUGAUUUAUUCAAAAUCGAAUUAAGUCAAGGAGGGUAUAUAAAUUAGAAUCUAGGUGAUAUUAAAAUUUAAUGUUAAUGAUGUUGAUUUGUACACCAAGAGUAAAUAGUAAAAGAAAAUGCAUUGAAUACAAAAUUAAAAUGUAUCAUGUUUCCAAAUAUCCAAAGCUAAUGAAAUUUCUUUAUUUUAUCAUAAACAAAUUAUUCAUUUGUAUUAAUGUUUUGAUAACUAUAUUUUAAGUAGAUUAUGGAUAAAUUCUGUAAUUAAUAACAAUCAGAAUUAAAUCUUUCCUGUUAAACAAAGAAAGUAAAGUUGAUACAUACAUGUAGCAAGAUAAGAUGAAUUUUGUCCCAAAAAAAAGAAGAAUUGUAAAAUGUACAUCAUUGGAUCCUCAAUACCUCUCUUGCUGUGAGUGCUUCUAUUUUUUAUAUGAAUUUCAAAAUGCUUUAAUCUUCCUACUUAAAAUUAUAAUUCUGAUGAAAUUUCAAUGUUUAAAUCAUGUUGUUUGGGGUAGACUUGGCAUUAAAUUUGAUCUGUUUAUUGCACCUUUAAAGAGUAUUACUAGAUAUUAACAUCUUGAUAUGAAAAUCUAUAUCAUGUUUAGUGCAAUGUUCAUAAAAGCUGGUUAUAUUGCUCACAACUGUCUUAAUAUGAACAUGUACUCCCAUAACAAUAAAGAUAUCCAUUAUUGCAUUUGGGCCAAUAUGAAAUUAUGUAUGUCAACUCUCCUGUGUGAUGUAUGUUUGAUCAGCAUUAUUUCUUUAAAAUAUAUCAUAAAUUUUAUCAACCAAA